AAUCUCUUCAUAGCCUUGCUGUUCAAAUAGGUUGAAUGAUAUAGUCAACAUUUUACCACGCAACUCAGACAUAUCUGUAACUCGGCUAAUAUUAACCCUUGUGAGAAAAUGAUUUUGGAAUGAGGAAAACGGAUAUCAGCGAGUUGGACUAUAGCAUUUUCACAAAGAAAAUGGCUAAUGUUACAUUUCAGACGAUGUCGGCUGAGUAUAAUCCGACUUGCAAGGGAUGGGUUCGUAUUCGCGCAACAAAAUGCGACGGUCGUUUGCUUCUUCUGUGGGUACACCCAUAACUGUUGGACCACAAAUGACUUCUUGUAUCCAAUCAGUCACAACCCAGGAUGUACAUCCGAGUCGCGUGCCGAGAGGGGCAACAUUCCUCUGGGAUUUGAAACUCCUGGACCAGGACUUCAACGCCAUUAUGAUGGAGCACCAAAUCUUCCACAAGCUGGUGCUGUCUAUAACAAUCAGGUUCAAAUGGUACGCCUUCCUAAGACUACGGGAAGGUGCCUUCUCUGUGGAUUUCGACCCUCUAAUGUUCUCUUUCGACCCUGCUGUGAUUUCGUCGCCUGCGGACAGUGCGCAAACGGAUUGACCAGAUGUAUUUCGUGUCAUGAUCUCAUAUCCAGUUUUAUAGAGGUCUAGUAAUGACAAGUACAAAUACCAGUAUAUAUUGACUUGUUAUAGUAGUUACAGUAUCUUUGUUACAUAUGUACACUGUACUGUGUCUGAAAACGGGUCUUUUUACGAUACAUAUUUAAUUUUGGAAAAAUAUUUACUUCAAUUGAUUGCUGUAUAGAAAGUCUAAGGCUUAUUGACGUUAUAGAGCCUGUAUCCUGGGUAUACCCUUAAACUGCUGUUUUAUAGGAGAUCUGAAUGAUAUGCCGGUCGCUAGAAGGACUAUAAGUUUAGUAUGCUACGGCGACCUAACUAGUUAGAAACAAUAAAGACAAUUUUAAAAUAGAAUCAUGGACCAAUGCUGUUAUACUAGUAUAUAAGACAUUGUUUUGGUGCAGUACGCAAAUCUUACAUCACAAAAACCAUAUGAUUUUCACACAGAUGAAUUAUUGAACUAUCCAAUUUAUUUAUAAUCCAAACACAUUGAAAGAAAAUUAGAGUUCUUUCUUUAAAUCGUGGUUUGAUGCUAGAAUUCAUUGUAUUGGUGAUACAUUAAAGAUUGAAUCUCAAUUUAUGUUGAUGAAUAUAUUUUUCUUUCAAUUAAAACAUACAUAUCAUUUAUUAUGAAGGAGUGACAAGAGCAAUACCUCAAUUUAUGAAACCACAUAUAUACCUCGCCCUACCCAACACAUCAUCAAACCCUUUAUACCUCUUUUAUGACAACUUAUAUUGUAUAAAGAGUCUGUUGCAAAAAGACUAUCUACCAUUCGAAAUAAAAUAAGGAACACCCAUCAGUUAAAGAAACAUGUGAAUAAAAUGCAAAACCAUAAUUAAUGAAAAAUAAUGGAAUUGCAUUUUUUGAACAAUGCUUUUUUAUAAUCUAUGAUGUUAAAGUUCAAUGGCUGCAUUACAUUACAAUUGACAUGAUUCUUAAAAAACUGAAUCAAGUAUGUUUAUUUUGCAAACACAGUGAGGAAAAGUAAGAUGAUUAUUUCAAUGAAUUUCAGUUAUCUAAAGCAAUUAUUGACAAGAUGUAACCACUUCACUAUGUUCAUUUCAUGUAUAAGAAAAUGUUUCUACUAGGAUAUUUAACACAGUAUUAUAGAGCCAAAAAUAAUGUUAUUUGGUUUAUUUAGCUUUCGUUAUAAAAGAGUUAAAUGGAUAAAUGAAAUCCAACCAUAACAUGAACCAAUGACCAUUGUAUAUGAAUAUGACAACUUAACAAAAACAUCAAUUUCAAAAUAUAAUUUACAAUCCUUAGACAAAGAAUGCGAAUUAUAAAAUCCUAUAGUUUCACAAAUGUAAUGUUAAAAUUUAAGAUUUUUAGGAAUUGUUUUUUUUUGCAAUUGUUUUACAAACUUAGUAUUCAAAUUUGAUGAUUGUUGUAGGUUAAACAACGUUUAACAAUUACUAUUUACAGCAUACCGUUAAUCAAAUGACAUUAAAUGAAUUUAAGGACCUAUGAGUCAUAAAACAUAAUUAUAGGUGCUAAUCAAUUUUCUAUGCCUUUAUCAUCUGUGAAAAUUUAUAAAUAAUUUGUGUUAUGUUUACAUUCUGGAAAAUAUAUUUCCAUAUCAUUCGUUUCUCAAUUGUAUUUUAAACACAGAAUAUCAUUCAAUUGUGUAAUGCUCAAAGUGUUUACCACAUUCAAUAAUGUAAAAUAUUCAGGUAGUUAAAACAAAAAUAGCAUUCUGUUUUAAUUAAAAGCUUGCAAACCUGUAUGGUAUGUUGAAAAUAAGCAUCUUUUUGUUGUGUGUUUUUCCAACUCAAAAUUACUUGACAAUGACUUAUAUUACAGCCUUCGUUCCAGUUUGUGAUAUGUUUGUAAACUUGAAAUGUGUUUUGUUUCUUUCUUGUAAUGAUUAGUUAUGUUAUUGCCUACAAAGACAUAAUACUCUGUCUUGUAUGAUCAAGGUAGGGAUUUUGUUUCCACUCUACUAUUCUAAUUGCUUCGCUUGUCAUUGUCAAUAAUUAUAUAGAUACAGUAUGACUUGAGAUGUGUUGAAGAUGUAUUUGUGUAUGUAUUUGUUUUCAGUCUUGUAAUAAAAUUUGUUAGAAAAAAAUUUCCGAGUCUAAAUAUGAUUAGAACAUGACAACAACAAGUGCACCAGACAACUGUUUUUCCAUUCUUAUAAGUAAUAAAACAUUGGAAUAACAAAAAAGUUAUUACCAAAAAUAAAGUAUUAUGCUUGUAGCUCAUUGUUUUCGAGAAAAGCGAUAUUUCCUCCUUAAGUGUAGUUCACAUUCAGAACACUUUACACAUGAAGUUACAUGACGAUGAAUUUGUAGAACAGUUCAAUAAAAGAAAUAAUGGUUGUAGCAAACAAAUAUGAUUUAGUUUGACAUGUUCUGUAUUUCAUUGACUUCUUUUAUAUAGAUAAAUGUUGUAUAUACAUCGUUUUCAUUAUUUAUUGAAUAACAUUAUUGUUUAGUUAUUCAUAUUUUAUAUGGUUUUGUUUUGCAGUCUUGAAAUGAAAUAUGUUGAAAAACCCCAAGUGUUGAUUUUAUUUUGUAAAACAAUUCAUGAAUAUUACAACAUUUUAUAAACUAAACAUAGUUACUAAUAACUAGUACAGCUUUUAAAUUCAAAAAUGUCUAACAUGUUUAAUCAUGUGUGUACCCUUGCAGACUUAU
Dreissena polymorpha is the source of this 3249-nucleotide messenger RNA. RefSeq lists its product as uncharacterized. The record is from RefSeq and is a predicted model, not a curated record. The transcript has 3 exons. Lineage: Eukaryota; Metazoa; Mollusca; Bivalvia; Myida; Dreissenidae. The coding region runs from base 178 to 642 and encodes 154 amino acids.